Messenger RNA from Acanthosepion pharaonis, 702 nucleotides. NCBI's taxonomy places the organism in Eukaryota, Metazoa, Mollusca, Cephalopoda, Sepiida, Sepiidae. The record is from the annotation of a GenBank genome assembly.
AUGAUGUAUCCAGUCUCCUCCAUCUUCUUCUUCUUCUUCUUCUUCUUCUUCUUCUUCUUCUUCUUCUUCUUCCGAGUCUUCUUCUUCUUCUUCUUCUUCUUCCGAGUCUUCUUCUUCUUCCGAGUCUUCUUCUUCUUCUUCUUCUUCUUCUUCUUCUUCUUCUUAUUAUUAUAUUAUUAUUAUUAUUAUUAUUAUUAUUCUCUUCUUCUUUUUUUUCUUCUUCUUUUUUUUAACUUCAUCUUCAUUUCUUCUUCUUUUUCUUCUUCUUCUUCGUUUCCUUCUUCUCCUUUUACUUUAUCUUCUUCUUCUUCAUCUUUUCCAUUUUUGUUUUCUUCUUCAACUUAUUCCUUUUCCUUUUCCUUUUCUUCUUCUUCUUCUUUUGCUUCGUUUCCUCCUCCUUCUUUUUCUUUUACUUUACCUCCUUUCCCUUCGUCUUCAUAUUUUCUUCGUUUCUUCUUCAACUUUUUCUUCUCCGUCUUCUUCGUCGUCGUCUUCACCUUCUGCUUAGUUUUCUUUUUCAUCUUCUUUCUCUCCUCCUCUCCCUUCUCCUCCUUCGUUUUUCUUCUUCUUUUACUUUAUCUUCUUCCGCUUCUUCUUCGACUUCGUUUUCUUCUUCAGUUUUUUCGCCGUCAUCGUCGUCUUCUUCGCCUUCUUUUUCAUCUUCUUUCUCUCCUCCUCCACCUUCUUCUUGUUCUUCUUUAA